Paraglomus occultum is the source of this 197-nucleotide messenger RNA. Lineage: Eukaryota; Fungi; Glomeromycota; Glomeromycetes; Paraglomerales; Paraglomeraceae. The record is from the annotation of a GenBank genome assembly.
UCUGCAUUUAGAAUUGACGGUCCUGCUGUGUUAGAGAGUUCUGGUGCUAGAGAAGUAUGGGACAGUGUUUCAAAAAUAACUAAUAAGUUUGAUAAAAAUUAUGCCGCGCAAAUGGAAACAGUUAUUAUUAUUGCAGACAACGAGUGUCUUACCGAAAUAUUUGUUAUAUUAAUGUAUAUGUUCAAUAGGACAAGAUU